This is a messenger RNA of Oncorhynchus masou masou (cherry salmon), 3247 nucleotides long. Its product is annotated as olfactory receptor 51E2-like. Gene Ontology annotation, molecular function: olfactory receptor activity; G protein-coupled receptor activity. The record is from RefSeq and is a predicted model, not a curated record. Bases 2022 to 3074 code for a protein of 350 amino acids. NCBI's taxonomy places the organism in Eukaryota, Metazoa, Chordata, Actinopteri, Salmoniformes, Salmonidae. The transcript has a single exon. Gene Ontology annotation, biological process: G protein-coupled receptor signaling pathway. Gene Ontology annotation, cellular component: plasma membrane.
AGAGGUGGGGUUUCAGGUGUCUCCGGAAGGUGGUGAUUGACUCCGCUGUCCUGGCGUCGUGAGGGAGUUUGUUCCACCAUUGGGGGGCCAGAGCAGCGAACAGACCUUAAAUAUCUCCUCCAGGCCCGUCUGUUUGACUCCAAGUACCUUGUGGAGGGCCCUGACCUUAAAGAUCUCAUCCAGGCCUGUCUGUUUGACACCAAGUACCUUGCAUGCUGUGGUGAUAAUCCUUCUCACCAUAUUUAUCUGGCUGAUGGUGUCAUUGCCAAACCAACAAACAAUACAAAAAGUGAAAAUACUCUCACUGAAAGAUUUGUAAAACAGAGUCAGUAUAGUUCAGUCGACAUUAAAUGAUCCCAGCUAUUUGAGAAAGAACAGUCUCUGUUGACUCUUUUAUGUAGAUCAGGUCUGUACAUGUACUCCACUGAAGCUUAUUGUCCAAGAGGGUAUGUUUAAAUGGCUAAAUAAUUCAUCCGUGCGACAGGAGUAAUUGCUACAGUGAUACCUGAAAUACAGAGCCUUUUGAUGGAUGUUUUGUUUAACCUGAAAGUAUAGCUACUUUGUUUGCUAGUUCAGCUGGUUAGCUAACUCUGUCUCAUUGACCACCAAAACGUUGUUAACGCUGGCUAGCUAGCCAGCCACUUAAUAUACUGUUACUUGUUUUAGCUAGCUAUGUUAGCAACGUUAUGAAAACAACUCCCAUCUGCUGUCGACAUCAGGAUACGAUUUGAGAGCAUUGGUUAGCCCCCAAAAGUGCUUGUAACUUUCUUUGACUGCAUGAUGACAGUGGAUUCAGAGCCAUUCAGUGGUUAGCUACACUACACACAUAAUUUUUUACCAGGUUCCCGUGAAGCAAUUGGACGGUCUAGCACAACAUACGCAAGAGUUUCCUGCUUAGCAAGGGAUCAUCUAUGUUUUAUUUCAUUGUGUAUUAGAAACACAGUUUGAAAUCAUUGUGAGGGGAUUUUGCCAGUGGUUGAGAAUGGGGAUAUAUAUGGGCUAUAUCCGGGAUAAUCUUGUCUGAGGUUACUACAGUAACCAAUGGGAAUGAGGCUUAGUGAAAGGUCAACAUUGCAUCUCUUCACAUUUAAAAAAAUAAAUAAUUGCUACCAGUUUGACAACAAAACAUGGAUAACAAACAGCAUGUUCACGGUAAUAAAGUGUAAAAGAUGUUUCAUGCUGAAACCUCUCAUAUUAAACACCAAUGGUAUUCACUAAGUAGAUGGUUUAUAUAUGUUUUACACAGCUUUUGGUAUUCUAUUUUUCCAUAUAUCUUCCCAUGUUCGAAGGCCACGCAGAGGACCAGAGAUCAUUAGACACCUGUGGUAAUCUGACAUACCCAAAAAGAACACUACAUGUCAUUUUAUUUAAAAAAUAAAUAAAAAUAUGAACGUUGAAAGUUACCUAAAUUCUGGUAGUUUACUGGUAAACGUAGAAAUGUUUUCUAGUAAUCCCUUCUGUAACCCAGGUUACGUCAUCCUGCUCAAAGAACCAUGAUAAAGAUUUUUUAUUUUUUUAUUUAACCUUUAUUUAACCAGGUAGGCAAGUUGAGAACAAGUUCUCAUUUACAACUGCGACCUGGCCAAGAUAAAGCAUAGCAGUUCGACACAAUACAACAACACAGAGUUACACAUGGAGUAAAACAAAACAUACAGUCAAUAAUACAGUAGAAAAAAAGAAAGAUCACGACUAAGUGGUGGAGUCAGAGAGAGGUUAAGGGACAACAAUAACAACAUUAAUAAUCAAAAACAGUGCAGUCAUAAAGUACAUAAAGCUCAAUAUAAGAAGGGGAGGUUGAGUAUCUUGUCUCAAGGGAUGUCUGGUUUGGAGUAUAAAGUCUCAUGUGGGUCAAUUUAUUGGACCACACAGAGUUCCACUCCACAAACCAACGACGAAUUACACUCUACAGACCAAUGAUCAAACAGCGAGGGGGGGGGCGGAAACCAGAACAACAGCAAGUGGGUUUAUUAUGACAUUUGUGUACCAUUCGUACAUAUCAGAGGAUUGAAAAUACCGUGUCAAUGAAAACAUUGACAUUUUACCUUGUGUUUUUUUGUUUUUCAUCUCAAUUCGUUGGCAAUACUCAAAGUGUAAUGAUCGAAGAAUUCCAGGGAUUCAAUUUUUCACACAACGGGUUCAUCUUUGUGGGAUUCCCAGUGAUCUACGAGUACAGACGACUACUUUCCUUACCGUUUUUCACCACCUACAUUUUAGUCUUGGUGGGAAAUUCUUUGUUGAUCUACGUGAUUAGAAUUAUGGAGAGUCUCCACAGCCCCAUGUAUAUAUUAAUAUGUGGUUUGGCGGUGGACAUAGUGGUGGCUACAGUCAUUAUCCCCAACAUGCUGCUCAGCUUUCUGUUUGACUGGAAUGACAUCUCAUUGGCCAGCUGUUUGACUCAGAUGUUUUUCACUCACUUCCUGUCAUCAGUAGAGUCGACUAUUCUCCUGGCCAUGGCGCUGGACCGCUAUGUGGCUAUCUGCUACCCUUUGCACUACGCUCGUAUCCUCAACUCCGCCAUGUUCCUCAGACUGUUGCUGUUCACUGUUAUAAGGAGUGGUUCUAUCAUGUUUGUACUAGUUGCGCUCGCUGGUUCUCUGUCUUUCUGUGGUUCCAAUGUCAUCAACCACUGCUACUGUGACCACAUGGCCCUGGUUAGUCUAGCAUGUGGUAACACGGACAAGAAUAAUGCGAUAGGAUUGGCCGUGAUUAUCUGUUUUGUGGGAAUUGAUAUUUGCGUCAUUAUUUUCUCCUACAUGAAGAUUCUGAACGUUGUGUUGCGUAGAGCAGCAGGGGAGGACAGAUGGAAAGCGUUCCACACGUGUGGCACUCACCUAAUGGUGAUAAUGUGUUUUUAUUUGAUUGGCACGGUUACUUUUCUGUCACGGAAUCUGAAUAUUCAAAUUCCAACUGACAUCAAUACUUUUCUAGGAGUGAUGUAUAUUGUUCUACCAGCGAGUGUCAAUCCAAUAAUCUAUGGAGUCCGGACAAAGGAAAUACGAAAACGUAUUUUGAAAAUGUUCAACACAAGAGUAAACAACGAAUUGACUGUUCAGGUUGCUAUUGUAGAAAUGUGAUUAGUUUCAAAAAUCUACUUUAGACAAGGGCUAGGGUUAGAAUUGUUUACAUCAGAAAUUAUUCAUACCCUUUGACUUAUUUCCACACUUUGGAAGUUAAAACAUGUAUUAAAAUUAGAUUUUGUGUCAAUGAUCUACACACAAUACACCAUAAUGUAAAAGUGGAUUUAUGU